Perca flavescens (yellow perch) is the source of this 2101-nucleotide messenger RNA. RefSeq names its product calcium/calmodulin-dependent 3',5'-cyclic nucleotide phosphodiesterase 1C. The coding region runs from base 58 to 1845 and encodes 595 amino acids. The transcript is spliced from 16 exons. Gene Ontology annotation, molecular function: 3',5'-cyclic-nucleotide phosphodiesterase activity. The record is from RefSeq and is a predicted model, not a curated record. NCBI's taxonomy places the organism in Eukaryota, Metazoa, Chordata, Actinopteri, Perciformes, Percidae. Gene Ontology annotation, biological process: signal transduction.
GAUUUGCUGCAAUGUGCCAGCCAAGGCAGGGAAGACGAAGACUGCAAGCUAGCAAAUAUGGCUGUUAAAGGAGAACUCCGGCCAAUUUUUAUAUUACGAUGUCUGGUGAAGCAACUGGAGAGAGGAGAGGCUUCCCUCAUUGACCUCAAGAAAAACCUUGAGUAUGCAGCGUUGGUGCUGGAAUCCGUUUACAUCGAGGAGACGAGGCGUUUGGUGGACACAGAGGAUGAGCUCAGUGACAUCCAGUCAGAGUCGGUGCCCUCAGAAGUGCGGGAUUGGCUGGCCUCCACCUUCACUCGCCAGAUGGGCCUGAUGCUGCGGCGCAAUGAAGAGAAACCCCGCUUCCGCAGUAUCGUCCACGCUGUCCAGGCUGGCAUAUUUGUUGAGAGGAUGUACCGGCGUACCUCUAAUAUGGUGGGACUCAGCUACCCCUCGUCUGUCAUAUCUGUGCUUAAGCAUGUUGACAAGUGGUCGUUUGACGUGUUCGCUCUGAAUGAGGCCAGCGGGGAUCACGCACUUAAAUUCAUAUUCUACGAGUUGCUCACAAGAUAUGACCUCAUUAGCCGUUUCAAGAUCCCGAUCUCUGCGGUUGUGUCAUUCGUGGAGGCCCUAGAAGUGGGAUACAGUAAACAUAAAAACCCCUACCACAACCUGAUGCAUGCUGCUGAUGUCACACAGACUGUACACUACUUGCUACUCAAGACUGGCAUGGUGCAUUGGUUGACUGAGCUUGAGAUCUUUGCCAUGAUCUUUGCGGCGGCGGUGCACGACUACGAGCACACAGGGACCACAAACAACUUCCACAUUCAGACAAGGUCAGACACCGCUAUCCUGUACAAUGACCGUGCAGUGUUGGAGAGUCACCAUGUCAGCGCAGCCUACCGCCUGCUGCAGGAUGACGAUGAGAUGAACAUCCUGUACAACCUCUCCAAGGAUGACUGGAGAGAGCUGCGGGCUCUGGUGGUGGAGAUGGUGCUGGCCACAGAUAUGUCCUGCCACUUCCAGCAGGUUAAAACCAUGAAGAACUUCCUCCAGCAACCUGAGGGCGUUGACAAGCCCAAAGCCCUGUCACUGCUGCUGCACACAGCAGACAUCAGCCACCCAGCCAAAAGUUGGGACCUCCACCAUCGCUGGACCACCUCCCUGCUGGAGGAGUUCUUCAGACAGGGGGACAAAGAAUCUGAGCUCGGCCUGCCGUUCUCUCCGCUCUGCGACCGAAAGUCCACAAUGGUGGCCCAGUCCCAGAUUGGGUUCAUCGACUUCAUUGUGGUGCCCACCUUCACUGUGCUGACGGACAUGAUGGAACGUAUCGUCAAACCGCUUAUCGACGAGGCAUCCCAUUCCGGUUUUGCCGGCUUUAGACGCUCAAGUCUGAACAGUAUUAGCGCAGAAGACACCAAGAGGCACAGUUUGAAGAGCUCUGACAGCAGCUCAUCUGGACAAAGCUCUCUGCUGACGGUGGACCAGAAGAACUUCAAGGCCUUGUGGAACGAAGAGGUUUAUCAGAACAGAGAGAGGUGGAAAGCUCAGGCUGCUAAAGAGGCGGAGGAAAGAGCUAAAAGGGAAGCGGAGGAGCAAGCCCAGCAGGAAGAGGCUAGGGAGCCCCAGGAGGUCCACACAGAACCAGAACAGCCUGAACCAAAGGAGGACGAAUUGGAGGCAGAGGAGUCAGCAGAGGUCAGCGAACAAGAUGGUAACAUGGGGGAAACAGAGCCAGGAGCGCAGCCUGGGAGCGCCACACACAAGAAUCCUCCACUGCAGAACGGAGAGUUGUCUGAAGGGACUGAAUCUCCAGAGGAUGAAGAAAAGAACAAAAGUGGCCAUGCAGAGGUGGCGAUGGAAUAAGCGAGCUGUAGAGAAUCGCGGCCAUACUGUUGCAUCUUUGGUGUGUUGCUGCCGACCUGAACCUGCUGUCACCUGUAAAGGGGGGACUCAAACUCACACCAGAGGGAAUGCCAUUUGUUGGACUGUGUCGCCCUCUACAGGACACCAAGAAACUAAUACUUUCACUUCCUUUUUUGUCUCUGUGUUUUUACUUUUACCAUGUUUAUACUCCUAGGCUCUUACAUACAGAGCUUGCAACUCUACCCAUGUGCAUUAU